Molecule: messenger RNA, 696 nt
Organism: Arachis duranensis
Lineage: Eukaryota; Viridiplantae; Streptophyta; Magnoliopsida; Fabales; Fabaceae
Exons: 1
Coding region: 1-696 (231 amino acids)
Source: RefSeq, a predicted model, not a curated record
AUGGGAGUAAGAGAAAUCAGCGUAGGGGGGAAAAACCUAGAAAUCCACGAACUAGAAAACGUGUGCGAUACCGUCACCGGUCGAGUCCUCACCGGCUCAUGGAUAUGGGACUCGGCUCUAAUUCUCUCCCAAUGGAUGAUGAACACAGCUCAAUCGCGCUCCCAACCGGAAUUCGACCUUACCGGAAAAACCGUUAUCGAACUCGGCGCCGGAGCAGCUGGCCUCCCUGGAUUGACGGCGGCGAUGCUGGGAGCCUCCCGCGUCGUGCUCACCGACAUCGAGCCUCUCAUCCUUGGUUUGUCUAGAAACGUGGAAGCAAACAACCUGGACCACGUAGUACACGUGAGGAAGCUCGUUUGGGGCACGGACGAGUCGCUCGGCGAGUUUGACGUUGUUCUCAUGUCCGAUGUUUUCUUCGAUCCGGACCAGAUGGGUGCGUUGGCUAGAACGCUGAAAAGCGCGUGUGGGGAUCUUACUAGAAUUUGGGCAGCCACCGAGAUUCGACCAUGGACAGGGAACUGCCUCGCCGCCUUGGCAGAUCAGGGUUUUGGGUUAGUGGAGCUUUCCGACCCAGUAUGUGUAGACCUAACUGGGCCUGGCCCAAAACAGCAAAGUAGCUCAUUUGCCGUUUUCAGUCUCGUGAAGCAGAGUGAUGCCGGCCACGUACCACCCGCGUUUUCUGAUUUUUGGGGCUAA